Molecule: messenger RNA, 3144 nt
Organism: Salpingoeca rosetta
Lineage: Eukaryota; Choanoflagellata; Craspedida; Salpingoecidae
Exons: 13
Coding region: 1-2847 (948 amino acids)
Molecular function (GO): nucleic acid binding; zinc ion binding
Source: RefSeq, a predicted model, not a curated record
AUGCUCCUUUUUCACCACCUGCAGGAGCUCACGUUAACGCGCUACGGCGUUCGCCUGUCGCUUCGCGAUCUUCGCCUGGACACGCUGCAGCUUGCUGCUGUACUGUCCGGUUGCGAUUACCUUCCAAAGCACUCCGGUGCGCACAUUCACGGGAUCGGCAUGCGCACGGCGAUGUACGUCACACACAAAUACAAGACCUACACCGACAUCAUGCAGCACCUCAGGCAGAAGUACAUCAUAACCGACGACCUCGACGCAAGGGUAAGGCAUGCUAUGCUUGCCUUUGCCUGCCAGGUCGUCUGGGACGACACUGAGAAGGCAAGGCGCAGGCUGCCACCACUUGCACCAGAGCCGGCCGACGACGACGGCGACAGCGCCCAUCCUGCCACAACCCCUCUGUUUGAGUUCACUAGCGACCCUGCAAACGAGGGGCACACGGUCGCCGGAGUGGUGCACGUGGAGAAUGCCGUGGAACGCGCACGUGGACGCGCAGACCCUGACACGGGCCACACCUGCCACAGUGUGCGGCUUCGCCCGGCUCUCAAAGCCAUCGUAUCCGACAUGCGGAAUGGCCGACUUGAGACAACAUCACACCGUACGCGGCGUCCAGGGCGCAAGCCUCACGAUCGCAAUGGACGUGACGAUUGUGGCAAGAGCACCAAGCAGGGAAAACGUGGGCAGAAGCGACGCGGUCAAGAUCAGAACAAGAACCCAAGGGUGGCGGUCCUUAUGCCCUUCAAGCGGCUUGGAGUGGAGCUGGAGCGCUCAAAGGUGCUGGAGAUGUGCAGGUAUGCUGGGCAGAUGAAGUGCACUGCAACCACGGCACUCUACCUACACAUUCUGCGCACUGCGGAACAACACCACCGGGAAAUCCUCUCCACUCUGGCGGACCUCGCCCAGACCACAAGAAAGGAAAUUGUGGAGCGCAAGGUCGCCUUCCGCGAGGCCCAGGAGCGUGCCGAAGGCGUCGAGGACCUCAAGAAGAAGAAGAAGAAGAAGAAGGACCACAAGAAGUCCCGAGCGGCGUCGCCGUCUGACAACCCGUGCAAGAGGGCAAAAGGUGCAGCAGCAACAACAGCAGCCACAGCAACAACACCGCCCGCCACUGCAACAACAGUCACAGCAGCAGCCACAGGCAAAUCCCCAAGACCUGCCUACUGCUUCCAGCACUUGGCGCCACAGCUGACAGCAGACAAGCUAAGCAACCUCUUCACCACACUGCGCAACCACAAAAAACAUAGCCAGCAUCCGAUGCUGUCAAUCCUCCGACAGCACGGCGUGGGGAUACCGGACCCACCGAAAUGGAUGACGGCCACCAUGGCAUACAAGCUCCUGAACCUGGCGUCCAAAGAGUUCACCCCGCUCCUCCAACGGGAUCUCAAGAACAAGGCAAGAGCUGCUCAACGGCAACUGAAGAAGGUGGCGGAGCACCAUGACGAAGGCGCGCGCUUCGCAUGUGAGCACACGGCCGAGCUGGCCCUCUACAUCGGCGCCGCGCAGCAUCUUGCGAGGACCCUUGCACCGCCCGACACCGACUUGACCUCGCUCAAGAUAUUCCCCACAUUCACAAACAAGCACCCUUUCAUACAACUAGACGCAGGACUACUACGGGACCUGACCUGCUUCAAGUGUGGCCGCCUCGGCCACUCCCAGCGCCAGUGCCGACAGCCUGCCGCAGUGCGGCCACCGCCAAGGCAAGCUCUGUCCCUCCUCGAUUUCCUCGGAGCAGACGUGGCCAGGCAGUUCCGGAAGCGUCGCGUCACGUCCAUCAGGACGGACGGCUACACGGCAUACCUCCUGGUGGAGCCCAGCGCGCGCCGCGACACCGUCUGCGACACCAGCCCCAUCACACCCGUGGUUGGGGUCGACCCAGGCACCCGCAUCCCGCUUGCCUGCGUUCGGAUCCAAGAUGGCAAAAAAAUGAUUGUGUCGCAGAAGCGAAUAGUGAACCAGCUUUAUACGGGGCGGGGACGGCGACACCACAAGCCAACGGCGACAGUGCCAGCAAGGUCAGGGGGUAGCGACGAGGGUGGGGAGCAGGGAGGGGCGAUGGGGAAGGGGGAGACGGGGUCACGCAGGAAGAAGAGGGAGCGGGGCAAGCGGACGAAGAGGGAGAGGAGCAGGCGCAGGAAAGAGAAGGCACGGAUUGAGAAGGAGGAGCAGCUGAGACGACAGCAGCAGGAGGAGCAGGGAGGCAGGGACAAGGGAGAGGGGCAGGAAGGCAGGGACAAGGGAGAGGAAGAGCGGGAGCAGCGAGAACGGGAAGAGCAGGGCGGGGGUGCGGAGCCAGGGAGCGUGGACGAUGUGGUUGCGUCUGCGAGGGAGUGUUUGAGGGAAGGUGUGAGCAGGCGAGAGUUGAAGUGGAGGCUUCAUGAGAAGCUGAAGCACUGUCGCUUCCGAAGCAGAGUCGCCGGCGAGCUUGCGACACGCUUUGGACGCGACUGUCGGGUGUUCUUCGGAGACUGCGUCCAUAAGGGUCGCGGCGGAGGGACAAAGGCUCCCAUCCUGGAGCUACGCCGCGCCAUCGGCUGCCGGGUCGACACAAAAAUUGUGGAGGAGUUCAGGACGACAAAGUAUUCCCUCUGCUGUGCCUGGCCAAACCGCAUUGACGAGCAAACGAGGAUUGCCACGUGUACGCACUGCGGUGCGUCUGCUGACCGAGACGUUGCUGCCGCAAAGACCAUCGCUGCGAGGUCCUUGGUGGAGGAGGCAAACGGUGAGCUUGGUCCGUGGCGUGGGUCCUCCGAGCCGGACCGUCCUGAUAUGGAUAACGGGCUGGUGACAGUGUCGCGCCGCAUGUGUCGCGAAUGGAGCAUAGCAAACCAUCGGCACCAUCUGGGCCUCUAGCCUGGAUGGUCUGGCGGCACACUCUGGUGCUCCAGAAGGGCUCACGCGUUCUUCUGGACCCGGAUGAGGUCGCCAUCCUUCCUGUCGGUCCGUUGGGCUGGCAGGAGGAAGACCGCGGUCGUGCGCAGUUCAAACCUCGUUCUGCGUGUCGCCCGCGGUCACAUGGCAAUGCCAAGAACCAUGUUUCUUCUCUCGACACGCUGGCACCUCUUCUUGUGCAGUCGUACCACUUCACGGGCACUCAUGUCACGAGACACACGCGUUUAAACACAUACACAUACACAUACACAUACACAU